Molecule: messenger RNA, 687 nt
Organism: Saxophila tyrrhenica
Lineage: Eukaryota; Fungi; Ascomycota; Dothideomycetes; Mycosphaerellales; Extremaceae
Exons: 4
Coding region: 1-687 (228 amino acids)
Biological process (GO): regulation of DNA-templated transcription
Cellular component (GO): RNA polymerase II transcription regulator complex
Molecular function (GO): transcription cis-regulatory region binding; DNA-binding transcription activator activity, RNA polymerase II-specific
Source: RefSeq, a predicted model, not a curated record
AUGCAGACGAAUACGCAGCACGAGGCCAACAGUGCGGGCAGUGGUUAUGGCAGUAAUUCAGGUGGUGAACGAAGCCCCUUGUCCUUCUUGAAGAAUAUCACGUCGGAGAAGAAGCAGACCAAAGAUGGGCAACCUGCUAAGCGCCGAGGGCCGAAGCCUGACAGCAAGCCUGCCAUGACAAGAAGACAAGAACUAAAUCGUCAAGCUCAACGGACACACCGAGAACGCAAAGAGCAAUACAUCAAGACUCUUGAAGCAGAGGUGCUCCGCCUCAAAGACGUGUACGCAGACUCGACGCGGGAUCGAGACAAAGUCAUGGAAGAGAACAGACGACUCAGAAUCCUGCUGGAGCAACACGGCAUCUCGUACAACUUCGGGGAGAGCCCCGUCAAAUUCCAGCGCGAAAACAGCGGCUACGGUCCUAGCUCCAGUGGCUCAAUCUCUGGCAGCUAUCCUCCAGGCUCUGACAGUACCGGCUUCAGCCCACCCCCGUCCAGUGGCCAGCCGAUGCAGAUAUCGCAGCAGCACCCGGGCGGCAUGCAACAACAGCAGCGUCCAAUGGCCAGCAUGGCCCAACUCCCAAACAACCAGGUUGAUUACGAUCAAAUCGGCAUAGACUUUGUCCUAACGUACGACUCCCAAGGCCGACCAACUGGUCGCGCCCCCGCACCCCCUCCUCCACGCUGA